Molecule: messenger RNA, 1680 nt
Organism: Microsporum canis CBS 113480
Lineage: Eukaryota; Fungi; Ascomycota; Eurotiomycetes; Onygenales; Arthrodermataceae
Product: CBS domain-containing protein
Exons: 5
Coding region: 1-1680 (559 amino acids)
Biological process (GO): cellular response to glucose starvation; regulation of mitotic metaphase/anaphase transition
Molecular function (GO): protein serine/threonine phosphatase inhibitor activity
Source: RefSeq, a predicted model, not a curated record
AUGAGUGACAAGAACACCCAACCGGCAAGGGGAGAAGCAGGUCAAGAAGCUAUAGUUUCUCCUCGGUUGAGCAUCGAUUCACGGUCGUCCUCUUCCCGAAGUUCGUCUCUGCGACGAGAGCCUGCUAAACUAUCUCAUCGCCAGAAUCUCGGUGACUCUCUCAGAGGCGUCCCGUCUUCACCUCGAGCCCGCCGGCAGCCCUCAUUUACACAGGCCGCCGUGCAGAGUCUGAUAGAUAAUCCGCCAUCGCAUGUCGCUGCUGACCCAGCAUUCUCUGGUCGAGAUUGGACGCAGAUUACAAUUGGCGAAUUAGUACAACCUGUGGAUCUAAAGUUUGUGGACGCAGACACGGCAAUCGAAGAUGCUACCAAUCUUCUAAUCGAGUCCAGUGUUCAUUCGUUACUUAUCCGAGAGUCCCCUGGCUCAUCAACUGCGGUCGGUACGUUCGGCUACGCUGACCUGAAUGCAUAUCUCCUCCUUGUCGUGGGCUUGAUUCAGCCAAGCCAUGAAGAGCAAGCGGCUUCUCUUCGGGAGUUGGCCAGGAGAGCAAGAGAAGGAGAGAAGAUCCCACUCAAGGACGUUAAGGGACUUGGGAUGCAAGAGCCUCUCACGACCCUACCGGAGUCUACCAACUUAAUGACGGCCGUGGAGACUUUUGGAGGAGGCGUCCACCGCAUUAUUGUUGUAAAAGAGGGCACUACGGAAGUGAUCGGAGUAUUCACCCAGUGGAAGCUCGUCAAGUUCUUGUGGGAGAAUGGCCGUAGUUUCCCUGUCGUUGAGCAAUUAUACCCUCAGCAUCUAAGGGAGCUGAGGCUAGGCUCACACUGCGUGAUUUCAAUCAACGGGGACCGGCCGCUUUGCCAUGCACUGGAACUGAUGAACAACGAAGGUGUUUCAUCUCUUGCAGUAGUUGAUAACCAAUGGAACGUUGUUGGAAAUAUUUCUGUUGUUGACGUCCAGCUUUUAACAAAAUCUACAUCACUCCCUCUGCUUCACAAUACCUGCAUCCACUUUAUCUCAGUCAUCCUGUCUACGCGGGGCAUAAUCGAGGGACAGGACUCCUUCCCAGUCUUCCAUAUUAACCCGCAAUCUACUCUUGCUCAUACUGUUGCUAAACUUGUUGCGACUCGUUCUCACAGAAUGUGGGUUACUGACCCCCACUCACCGGCCUCAUCUACACCAUCUACACCCUCACACUCUACGACAAAUAUUCCCCUUGGAUCAGCUCCCAAUCAUACCAGCAGCAUAGCUGGGCCCGCGGUGGCCAGUACAGGUGCUCAACUUCCUUCACCCUCAUCUGCCACCUUUGUCUCUGGAAACCACGGCAAUAAUACCCACCAGAACGGAAGCGCCCGUCCUCCCCAUAACCCCAUUUCGCCUUUCCAAUACCCACAAACACCAUCCUCGGCUCCCCUCUCUUCCUUCAAUUCAUCUCCUCCCUCUUUCACAGCAUCGGUAUCUACCUCGAUUCCGGCCUCGGCACUUCCAGGAGCUAGCUUAUCCGGUCGUCUCGUCGGAGUAGUCAGUUUGACCGACAUACUUAACCUCUAUGCAAGAGCUAGCGGUUUGUACCCCACGGACCCAAAUGCUAACCGUACGCGACGACGACGUAGUAGCAGCUCUAGUCUCAACUUUAGGAGAAGCGGAGAGCUGGCGAGGGAGUUAUGGAAUCGUCCGUAA